AUGCCAAUACCAACAUUGAUGCCAACACCAACAUCAAUGCCAACACCAACGUCAAUGCCAACACCAACGUUAAUGCCAACACCAAUGUCAAUGCCAACACCAAUGUCAAUGCCAACACCAACGUCGAUGCCAACACCAAUGUCGAUGCCAACACCAAUAUUGAUGCCAACACCAACUACAAAAUACAUUCAUUAUGUGAUUUAG
This is a messenger RNA of Dentiscutata erythropus, 204 nucleotides long. The record is from the annotation of a GenBank genome assembly. NCBI's taxonomy places the organism in Eukaryota, Fungi, Glomeromycota, Glomeromycetes, Diversisporales, Gigasporaceae.